This is a messenger RNA of Larimichthys crocea (large yellow croaker), 1594 nucleotides long. RefSeq names its product cytochrome b5 reductase 3 (gene cyb5r3). Gene Ontology annotation, cellular component: mitochondrion. Lineage: Eukaryota; Metazoa; Chordata; Actinopteri; Sciaenidae. The record is from RefSeq and is a predicted model, not a curated record. The coding region runs from base 118 to 1017 and encodes 299 amino acids. Gene Ontology annotation, molecular function: FAD binding; oxidoreductase activity. The transcript is spliced from 9 exons.
GAAAAACAGUGACCGGAUGUGAUCGGUGCUCUAACCUUUGACAGCUCGUACUACGCACCGUGACGCUGCUCCGCUUUCUGCACCGACACAAACUCACGCUGCUCAACCAGACUGAAAAUGCUGUCCUACAUUAUCGGACUGAUCCGAGGCGGCCUGGACGGCAUCAUCAACCUGAUCUUCAGGCUGUUCUUCUCCAAGAGGAGACCUGCCAUCACCUUAGAGGACCCCAACAUCAAAUAUGCACUGAGACUGCUGGACAAGCAGAUCGUCAGUCAUGACACGAGGAAGUUCCGCUUCGCCCUGCCGUCCCCUGAACACGUCCUGGGCCUCCCCAUCGGGCAGCACAUCUAUCUGUCUGCCAAAGUCGACGGGAAGCUGGUGGUCCGUCCGUACACACCGGUGUCCAGCGACGAUGACAAAGGCUACGUGGACUUGGUGGUGAAGAUUUACUUCAAAGACGUUAAUCCGAAAUUCCCCGAGGGAGGAAAGAUGAGUCAGUACCUGGAGAGCCUCCGGAUCAACGACACUAUUGACUUCAGAGGACCCAGCGGUCUCCUCGUUUACAAGGGCAGAGGCGUGUUUGCCAUUCAGCCAGAGAAGAAGUCCCCAGCUGAGAUGAAGUCCGCCAAACAUGUGGGCAUGAUCGCCGGAGGCACAGGCAUCACUCCCAUGCUGCAGCUCAUCACGGCCGUGAUGAAGGAUCCUCAGGACGAGACGGUGUGUCACCUGCUGUUUGCCAACCAGACGGAGAAAGACAUCCUGCUGAGGCCGGAGCUGGAGGAGAUUCAAGUCAACAACCCGGACCGGUUCAAGCUGUGGUUCACCGUGGACAGAGCACCUGAAGACUGGGAGUACAGCCAAGGCUUCAUCAAUGAAGACAUGGUGAGGGAACACCUUCCCCCUCCCAGCGACGACACCCUCAUCCUGAUGUGCGGACCUCCGCCUAUGAUCCAGUUCGCCUGCAACCCCAACCUGGACAAAGUCGGCCACACCGCCGACCGCAGGUUCACCUUCUAAGACGCCAAAGAGUCGAAGGUUCGGACACACGCGGCGGUCCGGUUAUCAUAUCCCCCGAAAGCAUUAAAGCACUCGUACAGUUGCAGUGGGUAUUGCACUAUGUAUACUAUAUUUAUGCCAUGAUAUUCUUCAUGCAGCAGAAUCACAAGCAAGGACCAAUUCAUGUAAUCAGUAAGUGUGGUGGAAGGGCAGGAGGUGGUGACGUAGAGCCGUAGAAGAAGAGGUGGUGUUGUGAUGAAGUGUUCAGACUGUUGAUUUGUUGCAAACAAACGAACCCCGCUGUCCUGCUGUGGCCUCAGUCCGGUUUACCGGCUGUUUUUCUGAGUGCCUUAAACACUUGCAAAGCUUAUUUUUUUAUGCACCGAAUGGAAGAAUCGUGACCACUUUGCUUCAUUUAUACAGAUCGUAUUAUUCCAUCGUCGCUGUUGAGAAGUCGCUACAGAGUUAUGACUGCCCCUCUCAUCGGUCGUCUCGGAAAAAAGUCUAUAUUAUGCUUGAACAUGUUGAUUCGUCCAACGUGGCGUGGUUACCGAUCUCGUGGUUGAAUUAUGCAACAUAAAGAUCAACUGCUAUUGAA